Alternaria ethzedia is the source of this 2967-nucleotide messenger RNA. RefSeq lists its product as uncharacterized. Gene Ontology annotation, molecular function: 1-phosphatidylinositol 4-kinase activity. Lineage: Eukaryota; Fungi; Ascomycota; Dothideomycetes; Pleosporales; Pleosporaceae. Gene Ontology annotation, biological process: phosphatidylinositol-mediated signaling; phosphatidylinositol phosphate biosynthetic process. Gene Ontology annotation, cellular component: cytoplasm; membrane. The record is from RefSeq and is a predicted model, not a curated record. The coding region runs from base 1 to 2967 and encodes 988 amino acids. The transcript has 4 exons.
AUGAGUUGGAAUCUGCUAGAGCGCUUUAUAGAAUCUGAGCACUUCAACCAAGAUCCGAGCCUCGCAGUAGCAUACCUUGCCCGGUAUGCAGACCACGUCGGAAUCCACUAUGUGCUCUGUUCGAAGCUGCGCCAGUUCGCCUACGAGGAGCUCGAGUUCUUCCUCCCGCAGCUCUGCCACCUGCUCAUCAGCAUCGACAAUGAGUCCAUGGCCCUGGAGGAAUUCAUAAUCGACCUGUGCGAGGAGUCGGUCAACGGCGCGCUGCUGACCUUCUGGCUGUUCCAGACGUACCUGCACGACCUCGCCAGCGCGCCCAACUCGAUUGCCUUCAAGACGUGCCGCCGCAUCUACAACCGCGUCCAGCGCAUCGUCUUCGGGUCCGCCGAGCCCCAGCGCCGCGAGAAGAUCAAGGAGAACGUCCUGCCCGUCACGGUGCUGUCGAGCCUCGUCCUGGCGAGCAUAGCCGCGCCCUUCCUCCCCGUCCACGCCGGACCCCUGGCCAUUGCGCAGGCGCGGAAGCCACGGCCCGUCGAGGACAUUAUCUCGGACAAUGUGCAGACGGCCAAGGUCGGGAGGAGCAAGACCGUCACGGGCAGUUCCUCACGCUCCAAGGAGAAGCGGAUAGCGCAGCAGCACUCCGACCCCGAGGAUGGGCGAUCCGUCAAGGCUUCGUCUUCGCGGCCGCGUGAACCCAAGGACCUGCGGAAGGCAGCUGUACGGGCGCCAGCUGCUACACGGACCCCCUCGAUGCAGCAUCGCCCUUCGUUGCUGUCGAUAGCCUCGGAGGCCCGGCUCAGCUCGUCGUCAUUACCCGACUUCCGAGACCAAACCUCUUCUCCCCUGCCCACACCUCCCGCAACUGCUGGCCUCGGACCAGGCCCACUCCAGCAUGGUUCUCGCAAGCACCCCGGGCUGCCACCGAGGCCCCUCUCCCCUACCGCCUUGUCCCGCGCGCAGAAGGUACGACUACUGCGAUCCAACUACUUCCGGAACGAGACCCAGUUUCUCAGCGCGCUCGAGGACAUCUCCAACCGCCUGGUUGUUGUGCCGAAGCCCGCGCGGCUGAGUGCCCUGAGAGCUGAACUAGCGUUGAUCGCCCAGGACCUGCCGGCUGAAGUUGAUAUACCCUUAUUAUCGCCCCCGACCCUCAAGGAUGGGAUUCCGUCGCAGAGCCAGCAUCACCGCAUAGUGCGCAUCAACCCCGCGGAAGCGACUAGUCUCAACAGUGCAGAGCGAGUACCGUAUCUGCUCAUGGUUGAGGUCUUGGAGGAGGACUUUGACUUUGAUCCAGACACUGAACAGAAUCAGCAGCUGCUGGAGAAACUGAUGCUGGAGAAGGGUACCUCGAGGAGACGAUUAUUCGACAUCACCCAUGCUGAAUAUUCUGCCUUCGACCGCACGCCACCCAAUGGAUCAGACAGCGUGUUCGAGCCCGCUACUGGAGACCUGGGCAGCACCUCGCUCAUCAAGGAUAUGGAUGAUACCGACCUUGCUUCCGGAAUGGCACGCGUAGCCUUACCUGCUGCGGCUGCCAAUGGGAAAGCCACAGCCCCCAGGUCUUCUAGUGGAGCAAACACUCUGUCCUCUGUGGCCACCUUGUCUACACCACGAACUUCCGACUCGCAGAUCAGCAGGUCGAACAGUCCCGGUCCAAUCAGGCGAAUGACGAUCCCCGCGAAUCUGAACCAGCGGAAUCAAUCAGCUGAUCAGCCAGACUUCUCCGCCCUUGCGACUCACAUGCGCACCGCUGCCCAGAUGCUUGCACAGCUCGAGGCGAGUGGCGCGAAACGGCCAAAGGGCGAAGUAGCUGCGAUCAAGGCCAAGAUCAUCGCAAGCAUGCAGAGCUUGGAAGAGCAAAACUUCUUAAAUGAGGACCAGGGCCCUACUUUCGACACGAUCAUGGCAGAGUCGGAUCCAGCUGCAAUCAGUGCCGAGCCAGAGGAGCUUGAGGAUGGUUUGGCCGUCGCGACCAACACCGGUGCGGGUGCAGCUCGCAUGGAGAAUGAUCUCAAAACUGGUGGUAUGAAGCGGAAGGGCGAUCGUGAUGAUCCCAGCGCCGCGACAUUCGGCGAAGAAUGGAGCGCCAAGCGAGAGCGAAUACGGCGAUCCUCUCCAUAUGGCAAUAUGAAGAACUGGGACCUGAUCAGUGUCAUUGUCAAGACUGGAGCCGACCUGCGUCAAGAAGCCUUUGCGUGCCAGCUCAUCGAAGUAUGCACCAAGAUCUGGGAAGAAGCAAACGUGCCCGUCUGGACAAAACGGAUGCGCAUCUUAGUUACCGGCGAAUCCUGCGGACUCAUCGAGACCAUCACCAACGGUGUAUCCCUUCACUCCCUGAAACGAAGCUUGACACUUGCUAGCAUAGCAGCAGGCACCAACCCCCGGAAACGCAUCGCAACUCUCAAAGAUCAUUGGCUCAAGACAUUCGGCGAGCCAGACUCGGAAGCUUACAUUGCGGGUGUAGGAUGCUUCGCGCGCUCCCUAGCCGCCUACAGCAUGAUAUGCUACGUUCUGCAACUAAAGGAUCGCCACAACGGCAACCUCCUCAUCGACAACAUGGGCCACAUAAUUCACAUCGACUUUGGCUUCAUGCUCUCCAAUAGCCCCGGGUCUAUGGGUUUCGAAGCCGCGCCUUUCAAACUAACGCAAGACUACGUCGACGUCCUAGGCGGUGUGACAUCCCCGGCGUUCGACGAGUUCAAAACGCUGUGCAAGAAGGCAUUCCAAGCACUCAGGAAAGAUGCAGAGCGCCUGAUCAUGCUGGUCGAUUUGAUGAGCAAACAGAGCAGCAUGCCAUGCUUUGCUGCUGGCGCGGCGAGUGUGACGAAUAGUCUGAGAGCGCGUCUCAUGUUGCAUUUGAGUAGGGAGGAGGCGGAGGGGUUCGUCGAGGAACUCGUUGCGAAGAGCGUGGGGAGUUAUUAUACCCGACUUUACGAUACUUUCCAGUACCGCACACAAGGCAUAUAUUGA